UUAGACAGAAAUUAAAUUUAGUUGCAGUUAAUCACUCGUGCGUGAACGUUUGUCUAAAUAAAUUUUCUCAAAUAACUGUAAUUAAUAUAAAUUAAAAAUGUCGCGUGAUGUCAAAUCCAAGCAUGAGUUAGAGAAAAAACCGAUUUUUCGUAGUGCAAAUAAAGAAAAUGUUUUUAAAGAUUCGGUAAAAAGUAAAAAAUUACUUGGUGCGAUUCCUAAGCAAAUAAUAAAUAAUGAUAAUGGGGUUGAAAAAAAAUCUCGAUCGCGUUUAUUGAGCAUUGGAAAUAUUCCCCCGAGAAAUUUAAAAAUAAAAAAAGAGAUAAAUUUUUCCCCAUCAAUAAAAUCCGCGGGUAUGUAUAGUGGCUCGCGCUUUGAAAUUUUUAACGAGGAUUUAAUGAACGGUUCCGUUGCAAUGGAAAUUAAAAUGCAUAAAAAAAUAAAAGAGCAUCAUGAUAAUUUUGGUAUCGUUAAGGAAACUACAGAAAAAACAAAACUAACAAUUAAAAAAAGCAUUAAAAAUCCUGGCAACGGAAAUGGAGCCGGGGUUGGAGAUAAAAAUGAUCUAAUAUAUGAAGUCGAUAAAAUACAAUUUAAAAGUACGCCUAAGACAGUCGCGUUUGCUGAUGACUGUGUUGAGCAAGGAGGACAUAUUGGCGAAGGAAAUAAUUUUUCUGUGAAGACUCCGAGGGAAAAGACGCCGAUGCCAUCGGUCGCGAACGCUAACGUCGAUGAGUUGACACAGAGAAGCAAAUUCCGGCGCGUAAAAUCAUUUUUCAAGGACAUUGAGAAAAAUGACCCCGUUGGUGAAGAUAAAGCUGGCGAUAAGAAGGUACUGAAGCGCAGGGCCUCGCAGCAGUUCUUGGAGAGCUUGGGGUAUUUUGAACAAAAAGCUCAAGAGGGAGACAUCAAAGGGUCCAUAAAAAAUGAUUUUCCCGGAAGUUUGCAGGCCAAGAGAGUCAUGGAGCUGAAAGCUGAAGACAAAAGAGCUAAAAAUGGAACCCCAGAGGAUACCAGAUUUAAUUUGCCACCCAAAGAACCGAUAAAAGUCGAGCAUAAGAAGUCAUCGGUAGCAACAAUCGUAAAGAAGAAGCUGAUCAACAGUUCAUUUCUUAAUUACACUCCUGAUUAUUAUAAUAAAGAUUUGCUGAAAUUUUAUGAAGAAAAAGAAUCCACUCGCCGUCGGAUUUUAUUUGAUAACCGCCGACUUAAUUUAUCAAAAAAUCAGAGAGCCAUUCUUGUCAAACAUCUUAUCAACGUUAACAGAGGUUUUAAUCAUCCGACGUAUUUAACGUACUACGCAGUUCGUUUGAUGGAUGACGUCUUGUCACUUUUAACACCAAUACCAACAGAGAGAUUACAACUUGUAGAAUUGGCCUCUUAUUGGAUUAUUUUGAAAAGAGAUCAUCAUUUCCACUGCACGCCUUUGGCUGAUAAAAUUGUUGCGCUAUCAAAUGGCGCAUUUACGGUUAAAGAAUUAAAUGAAUGGGAGCGCAAAAUAUUAAUGUUACUAAGUUUUGAUAUUUCGUAUCCUGAUGUGUCAUCGAUGGUAGUUCUAAAUAUUUUGUCAGAUUCAAAUCUUUCAAGAAUCGGGGAUAAUAAUAUUGGUAGUGCUUAUUAUUUCGCUAGCUAUAUGAUUGAAGUAUCGCUCUUUGAUGAACAGUUAAUGGAGGAAUCCUCAAUAUUAUUGGCAUCUACAAUUGCCGAAUUAUCAGUUGUGUUAGUAAUGAGUACCCCCUAUUCUACUGCAGAUAUUUCGUCAAGUGGUUGGUCUCCUUUGUAUGCAAGUCGAUUUCGAGAGCAAGACAGAAUGCGUGUUCGUUCAAGGAUAAUACAACAGAUAAUAAAAUCUGUUGGUGGCGGUGAUCAAGAACAUUGCGUUUAUUCAAAAUAUAAGCGAUCCCGCUAUGGUGCAGUAUCUCAAGCUCUCAUUUUGCACAUAACGAAACUACUGCCAUCGUCCGAUGAUUGAAUAUCUUAAUCAAUCAAUCAACUUCGUCAUAAAUGUUAUCUGGUUUUAAUUCGCUGAUCAGUUGAAUGUAUGUCUUUUUUAUUUAUUUAUAGAGGAAUUUUACGAAAUAUUUAUAAUGAAUUCGAGCUGGUCCUCAUUAAUUAGUAUUAUAAUUUUGUAUAAGAAAAAAUUAUUGUAAUUCUUUUAAAAAAAUAGAAAUUUAUCAUUUAAAUAUAAA
Microplitis mediator is the source of this 2186-nucleotide messenger RNA. RefSeq lists its product as uncharacterized. Gene Ontology annotation, biological process: regulation of cyclin-dependent protein serine/threonine kinase activity; mitotic cell cycle phase transition. The record is from RefSeq and is a predicted model, not a curated record. The coding region runs from base 98 to 1969 and encodes 623 amino acids. Lineage: Eukaryota; Metazoa; Arthropoda; Insecta; Hymenoptera; Braconidae. Gene Ontology annotation, molecular function: cyclin-dependent protein serine/threonine kinase regulator activity. The transcript is spliced from 6 exons. Gene Ontology annotation, cellular component: nucleus; cyclin-dependent protein kinase holoenzyme complex; cytoplasm.